GAAUUCCACCGCCUUCCUGACGCCAAUGGCGCAGGACACGUAUUGGGGCUCCUUCGAGGAGAUCUCAAAGUACAAUGUCCAGCUCAACUACUUCGAGAAGAUGUGGCUCGCAUGGUACACAUGGAUGGGCAACGACGUCCUGGCAACGGGUAUCAUGUCUUUUGUCAUCCAUGAGGCAUUCUACUUCGGGCGCUCGCUACCCUGGAUCAUCGUCGACACCAUUCCGUACUUCAGGCGGUACAAGCUUCAACCGGCAAAAAUCCCCACCGCUUGGGAACAGCUGCAAUGCGCCCUCCUCGUCCUCGUUUCCCACUUUACUGUCGAGCUCCCUCAGAUCUGGCUCUUCCACCCUAUAUGCCAGUACUUUGGUCUCGGCACCUCUGUCCCGUUCCCCAGCCUUUUCACAAUGGCCUACCAGAUUGCCAUCUUCUUCGUCCUCGAGGACGCCUGGCACUACUGGAUGCACCGCCUCAUGCACGCAAGCUCGUUCCUCUACAAGAACAUCCACAAGAUUCACCAUCAGUACUCGGCUCCGUUCGGCCUCGCCGCUGAAUAUGCCUCCCCCAUCGAGGUCAUGGUGCUUGGUUUUGGAACCGUCAGUGCACCCAUCAUAUGGUGCGCCAUCACCAAGGAUCUUCACAUUUUGACCAUGUACACUUGGAUCGUGCUCCGUCUGUUCCAGGCCAUCGAUGCGCACAGCGGUUACGAGUUCCCCUGGAGCCUGCACCACUUCCUGCCCUUCUGGGCUGGCGCUGAACAUCAUGAUGUGCACCACGAGAAGUUUAUUGGAAACUAUGCGAGCAGCUUCAGGUGGUGGGACUUCUGCCUUGACACCGAGGCUGGUGCCGAGGCCUCCAAGAAGAGAAGGGAAAAGAAGAUUGCCAAGCUCAGGAAGGCUCAGUAAAUCAACGGGAAGAUGAAUCGAACGACAAGAUACUGAUAUCAACCCGUGAAACUGCCAAAAGUCCGAUGGUUUGAGCCAUCGUGGGACUACUCACCACUCACCCCAUAUAAGGUCCGAGCUCUGAGUGGAAACCGGAAUCGGCGUUUGGGUAGAUGGGCAGCGGCUGGCAUGCCCUUUGGCAGGAAUACUAGAAACUAAUGACCCGUGGUAAUGGGUGGCAGGGGAACUUGUAUAUAUAGGAGGGGUCUUCAUAGAAUCACUAUACCUAAUAACUAUCACGG
Messenger RNA from Cucurbitaria berberidis CBS 394.84, 1185 nucleotides. RefSeq lists its product as uncharacterized. The transcript has 2 exons. Gene Ontology annotation, biological process: ergosterol biosynthetic process. The record is from RefSeq and is a predicted model, not a curated record. NCBI's taxonomy places the organism in Eukaryota, Fungi, Ascomycota, Dothideomycetes, Pleosporales, Cucurbitariaceae. Bases 26 to 904 code for a protein of 292 amino acids. Gene Ontology annotation, molecular function: iron ion binding; C-4 methylsterol oxidase activity.